AUGGAAUUGCCGUCGGAUAUCCUGAUUGUAGGAGGAGGGGUCUUCGGACUCUCAACGGCCCUAUCUCUAACAAAGCGCCACCCAAAUUCGAAAAUUACCCUAAUCGAAUCCUCCCCAAUAAUCCCAAACCCCCACGGCUCCUCAGUGGACACCUCGCGCAUCGUGCGGGCCGACUAUGCAAACGCAGCCUACAGCAAGCUAGCCGACAAAGCCAUAAAAAAAUGGCGUAGCACAGCCUGGGGUGCCGAAGGGCGGUACACACAAAACGGCCUCUUGCUAGUUUACCCAGCAGACAGCGCCGGCGCAAAAGAGUACGCGCGCAAGAGCUUUGCCAACGUGCGGGCUAUCGAGGGCGACAAUGUUGAAUUCUUGCCGACGCAGAAGGACGUGUUGCGUGUUGUUCCUGCGUACGGGGAGGAUCUUGAUGUCGCGGGUGGAUAUGUGAAUUGGGGAUCUGGGUGGUCCGAUGCUGGGGCUAGUGUUGCGUAUGCGAAGGAGUUGGUUGACAAGACGGGGAAGGUUGAGUUCCGGACUGGGGAUGUUGAGAGAGUCCUUUACGAGCAGGUUGGUGGCAAGAAGUCCAAGGCUACAGGUGUUGUCUUUGCCGAUGGAACGACCCUCUCUGGUGACUUGGUCAUCCUCGCGACUGGAGCGUGGACAUCUAAGUUGGUUGAUAUGCGUGGUCGGGCCGUUGCGACUGGGCAGGCGAUUGCUUAUAUGUCUAUUUCUGAUGAGGAGCAGCGCGAGUUGGAGAAUCUGCCUACGAUUUUGAACUUUGCGACUGGUAUCUUUAUCAUCCCGCCUCGAGGCAACCUGCUUAAGAUUGCGCGCCAUGCGUUCGGGUACCGGAAUCCUGUUUCGGUCCCGGUGCCUGGUGCUCAGGGUCCUGGGGAACGGAUGGAUGUUUCUUUGCCUGAGAAGGGUGUCCCUGUUCCGCUUGAGGGACAGGAGGCUUUCCGGGUUGCGUUGAGGCAGCUUCUACCUCGGUUUGCGCAGAGGGAGUUUGUUGAUACGCGGGUUUGCUGGUAUACUGAUACGCCCAAAGGUGACUUCAUUGUUUCCUACCACCCUGAUCAUGAGGGGUUGUUCCUUGCUACUGGUGGUAGUGGACAUGCGUUCAAGUUCUUCCCUGUCAUCGGCGACAAGGUUGUUGAUGCGCUUGAAGGGACACUUGAUGCCGAGUUUAGCGAGAUGUGGACGUGGUCUGCUGCAGCGAUGGCUGAGGGUGAGGACUUUGACGGCGAUGGUAGUCGGUCUGGGGAGAGAAGGGCGAACUUGAAGGAUGAGUUGGCCAAGACGCAAAAGGCUUUGAGAAGCAGCACACUAUAG
Molecule: messenger RNA, 1329 nt
Organism: Penicillium nucicola
Lineage: Eukaryota; Fungi; Ascomycota; Eurotiomycetes; Eurotiales; Aspergillaceae
Product: NAD(P)/FAD-dependent oxidoreductase
Exons: 3
Coding region: 1-1329 (442 amino acids)
Molecular function (GO): proline dehydrogenase activity; sarcosine oxidase activity; flavin adenine dinucleotide binding
Source: RefSeq, a predicted model, not a curated record